Messenger RNA from Alexandromys fortis (reed vole), 10298 nucleotides. RefSeq names its product dicer 1, ribonuclease III (gene Dicer1). Gene Ontology annotation, cellular component: nucleus; RISC complex; cytoplasm. Bases 621 to 6368 code for a protein of 1915 amino acids. Gene Ontology annotation, molecular function: protein binding; ATP binding; deoxyribonuclease I activity. The transcript is spliced from 29 exons. Gene Ontology annotation, biological process: pre-miRNA processing; siRNA processing; apoptotic DNA fragmentation. The record is from RefSeq and is a predicted model, not a curated record. NCBI's taxonomy places the organism in Eukaryota, Metazoa, Chordata, Mammalia, Rodentia, Cricetidae.
GGGGGCCGGGAUUAACCUUUCACCUCCGCACUUCGUCCAAUCACAGGGCGGCUUUCAUGCGGCCGCGGGGCGAGCAAGCGACGGGGCGCGGAGAGGUGGCGCGACGCCGGUGGGAUUCUCCAAGCCGCUGUGCGCCGUCGCCGCGGGCCGAGCGCGGGCUGCGGCCGAGCAGGGCGCUGCGCAGUCUCCGCAGGCGCGGGCGGGAGGGGUCGGGGCGCGGCGCGGUGAGGCGCGGGCGGCUCCGGGCCCAGGUGAAUGGAGUAACCUGACAGCGGGAACGAGGCGACGGCGAGCGGCAGGAAAUGGCGGCGGCGGCGGCGGCGCCGGGCGGCACAGGGAGGCCUGGGCUGUGACGCGCGCGCCGGAGCGGGGUCCGAUGGUUCUGGAAGGCCCGCGGCGCCCAGUGCUGCAGGUUACCUAGGGUAUGCAUAAAUACAGACUUGGAAACUCUGAAAGAACUUAGAGUCAGCAUUUCGAGAGCAGAAGCUUGGGCAUGCUGUGGUUUUCCAAUAAACUCUCACAAUGUCAGAAUGCAGUUCAGACAGCAGCAACACAGAGGUCGCAGACAUUAAAACGUAAGCUGUGCUAGAACAAAAUGCAAUGAAAGAAACACUGGAUGAAUGAAAAGCCCUGCUUUGCAGCCCCUCAGCAUGGCAGGCCUGCAGCUCAUGACCCCUGCUUCCUCACCAAUGGGUCCUUUCUUUGGACUGCCAUGGCAACAAGAAGCAAUUCAUGAUAACAUUUAUACUCCAAGAAAAUACCAGGUUGAGCUGCUGGAAGCGGCUCUGGACCAUAACACCAUUGUCUGCUUGAAUACCGGCUCAGGGAAGACGUUCAUCGCGGUCCUGCUCACCAAAGAGCUGGCCCAUCAGAUCAGGGGCGACCUCAACCCACAUGCAAAAAGGACCGUGUUCCUCGUCAACUCUGCAAACCAGGUUGCUCAACAAGUCUCAGCUGUCAGAACCCACUCAGAUCUCAAGGUUGGGGAGUAUUCAAACCUAGAAGUCAAUGCAUCUUGGACAAAAGAGAGAUGGAGCCAAGAGUUUACUAAGCACCAGGUUCUCAUUAUGACUUGCUAUGUCGCCUUGAAUGUUUUGAAGAAUGGUUACUUGUCACUGUCAGACAUUAACCUUCUGGUGUUUGAUGAGUGCCAUCUUGCAAUUCUAGACCACCCCUAUCGAGAAAUUAUGAAGCUCUGUGAAAGUUGUCCAUCAUGCCCUCGAAUUUUGGGACUAACAGCUUCAAUUUUAAAUGGAAAAUGUGAUCCAGAGGAAUUAGAAGAAAAGAUUCAGAAACUGGAGAAGAUUCUUAAGAGUAAUGCCGAGACUGCGACUGACCUUGUGGUCUUAGACAGAUACACUUCUCAGCCGUGUGAGAUUGUGGUAGAUUGUGGACCAUUUACUGACAGAAGUGGGCUUUAUGAAAGACUGCUGAUGGAAUUAGAAGAAGCACUUAAUUUUAUCAAUGAUUGUAAUGUAUCUGUACAUUCAAAGGAAAGAGAUUCUACUCUGAUUUCCAAACAGAUACUCUCAGAUUGCCGUGCAGUGUUGGUUGUUCUGGGACCCUGGUGUGCGGACAAAGUAGCCGGCAUGAUGGUAAGAGAACUGCAGAAGUACAUCAAACACGAGCAAGAGGAGCUGCACAGGAAGUUCUUACUGUUUACAGACACUUUGCUGAGGAAAAUACAUGCACUGUGUGAAGAGCACUUCUCACCUGCCUCACUUGACCUGAAGUAUGUGACUCCUAAAGUAAUGAAACUGCUUGAGAUCCUGCGCAAAUACAAGCCCUAUGAGCGACAGCAGUUUGAAAGUGUUGAGUGGUACAAUAAUAGGAAUCAGGAUAAUUAUGUGUCCUGGAGUGAUUCUGAGGAUGAUGAUGAUGAUGAAGAAAUUGAAGAAAAGGAAAAGCCAGAGACAAAUUUCCCUUCUCCAUUUACCAAUAUUUUAUGUGGAAUUAUUUUUGUGGAAAGAAGAUACACAGCAGUUGUCCUGAACAGAUUGAUAAAGGAAGCUGGCAAACAAGAUCCAGAGCUGGCUUAUAUCAGUAGCAACUUUAUAACUGGACAUGGCAUUGGGAAGAACCAGCCUCGCAGCAAACAGAUGGAAGCAGAGUUCAGAAAGCAAGAGGAGGUACUUCGGAAAUUUCGAGCUCACGAGACUAACCUGCUCAUUGCAACAAGUGUCGUAGAAGAGGGUGUGGAUAUUCCCAAAUGCAACUUGGUGGUUCGUUUUGAUUUGCCCACGGAGUAUCGAUCAUAUGUUCAGUCUAAAGGACGAGCACGAGCCCCGAUCUCUAACUAUGUGAUGUUAGCAGAUACAGACAAGAUAAAGAGCUUCGAAGAAGACCUUAAGACCUACAAAGCUAUAGAAAAGAUCUUAAGAAACAAGUGUUCAAAGUCAGUGGAUGGUGCUGAGGCUGACGUUGAUGCCGUUGUAGAUGAUGAUGAUGUGUUCCCACCAUAUGUAUUGAGGCCUGAUGACGGGGGUCCACGAGUCACGAUUAACACUGCCAUUGGACACGUCAACAGAUAUUGUGCUCGAUUACCAAGUGAUCCGUUUACACAUCUAGCUCCCAAAUGUAGAACCCGAGAGUUACCUGAUGGUACAUUUUAUUCAACUCUUUAUCUUCCGAUUAACUCACCUCUCCGAGCCUCCAUUGUUGGUCCACCAAUGGGCUGUGUACGGUUGGCUGAAAGAGUGGUAGCUCUCAUUUGCUGUGAAAAACUGCACAAGAUUGGUGAACUGGAUGAACAUUUGAUGCCUGUUGGGAAAGAGACUGUUAAAUAUGAAGAAGAGCUUGACUUACAUGAUGAAGAGGAGACCAGUGUUCCAGGAAGACCAGGAUCCACAAAGCGAAGGCAGUGCUACCCUAAAGCAAUUCCAGAGUGCUUGAGGGAGAGUUACCCCAAACCUGAUCAGCCUUGUUACCUGUAUGUGAUAGGGAUGGUCUUAACUACCCCCCUCCCUGAUGAACUCAACUUCAGGCGACGGAAGCUCUACCCCCCAGAGGACACCACAAGAUGCUUUGGAAUCCUGACCGCCAAACCCAUACCUCAGAUUCCUCACUUUCCUGUGUAUACACGCUCUGGAGAAGUCACCAUAUCCAUUGAGCUGAAGAAGUCUGGUUUCACAUUGUCUCAACAAAUGCUUGAGCUGAUUACAAGACUCCACCAGUAUAUAUUCUCACAUAUUCUUCGCCUGGAAAAACCCGCCCUAGAGUUUAAACCUACAGGCGCUGAGUCAGCAUACUGUGUUCUACCUCUUAAUGUUGUUAAUGGCUCUAGCACUCUGGACAUUGACUUUACAUUCAUGGAGGAUAUUGAGAAGUCUGAAGCUCGUAUAGGCAUUCCCAGCACCAAGUACUCAAAAGAAACACCGUUUGUUUUUAAGUUAGAAGAUUACCAAGAUGCAGUUAUCAUUCCAAGAUACCGCAAUUUUGAUCAGCCUCAUCGAUUUUACGUAGCUGAUGUGUACACUGAUCUUACCCCACUCAGUAAAUUUCCUUCCCCUGAAUAUGAAACUUUUGCAGAAUAUUAUAAAACAAAGUACAAUCUUGACCUGACCAAUCUCAACCAGCCACUGCUGGAUGUCGACCACACAUCUUCCAGACUUAACCUUUUGACACCUCGGCAUUUGAAUCAGAAGGGGAAAGCACUUCCUCUAAGCAGUGCUGAAAAGAGGAAAGCCAAAUGGGAAAGUCUGCAGAACAAACAGAUACUAGUUCCAGAACUCUGUGCUAUACAUCCAAUUCCAGCAUCACUGUGGAGAAAAGCGGUUUGUCUCCCCAGCAUUCUUUAUCGCCUUCACUGCCUUUUGACUGCAGAGGAGCUAAGAGCUCAGACAGCCAGCGAUGCUGGUGUGGGAGUAAGAUCACUUCCUGCAGAUUUUAGAUACCCUAACUUAGACUUCGGGUGGAAAAAAUCUAUUGAUAGCAAGUCUUUCAUCUCAACCUGUAACUCCUCGUUGGCUGAAAAUGAUAAUUACUGUAAGCACAGCACAAUUAUAGUCCCUGAAAAUGCUGCACAUCAAGGUGCUACUAGAACCUCCUUAGAAAACCAUGACCAAAUGUCUGUGAACUGCAGAAGGCUACCUGCUGAGUCACCUGGGAAGCUCCAGAUUGAAGUUUCAACAGAUCUUACAGCAAUUAAUGGUCUUACUUACAACAAAAAUCUUGCCAAUGGCAGUUAUGAUUUAGUUAACAGAGACUUUUGCCAAGGAAAUCAGCUGAAUUACUUCAAGCAGGAAAUACCUGUACAACCAACUACCUCAUAUUCCAUUCAGAAUUUAUACAAUUAUGAGAACCAGCCCAAGCCCAGCAAUGAAUGUACUCUGAGUAAUAAAUACCUUGAUGGAAACGCUAACACAUCUACCUCAGAUGGAAGCCCCGCGGUGUCCACGAUGCCUGCCAUGAUGAAUGCUGUUAAUGCAUUCAAGGACAGGAUGGACUCUGAGCAGAGCCCUUCUGUUGGGUACUCCUCAAGGACUCUUGGUCCCAAUCCUGGACUAAUUCUUCAGGCUUUGACACUGUCAAAUGCUAGUGAUGGGUUUAACCUGGAGCGGCUUGAGAUGCUUGGCGACUCCUUUUUAAAGCAUGCUAUCACCACAUAUCUCUUUUGCACUUACCCUGAUGCUCAUGAGGGCCGCCUUUCAUAUAUGAGAAGCAAAAAGGUCAGCAACUGUAACCUGUAUCGCCUUGGCAAGAAGAAGGGGCUGCCCAGCCGCAUGGUAGUGUCGAUAUUUGAUCCUCCUGUGAAUUGGCUUCCUCCUGGUUAUGUGGUAAAUCAAGACAAAAGUAACGCAGAUAAAUGGGAAAAGGAUGAAAUGACAAAAGACUGUUUGCUGGCUAAUGGCAAACUAGGUGAGGACUGUGAGGAGGAGGACCUGACGUGGAGGGCUCCCAAGGAGGAGGCUGAAUAUGAAGACGACUUCCUGGAGUAUGAUCAGGAGCACAUACAGUUUAUAGACAGCAUGUUAAUGGGGUCAGGAGCCUUUGUGAAGAAAAUUUCUCUUUCUCCUUUUACAACCUCUGAUUCUGCUUAUGAAUGGAAAAUGCCCAAAAAGUCCUCCUUAGGCAGUAUGCCGUUUUCCUCAGACCUUGAGGAUUUUGACUACAGCUCUUGGGAUGCAAUGUGCUAUCUGGAUCCUAGCAAAGCUGUUGAAGAGGAUGACUUUGUGGUAGGUUUCUGGAAUCCAUCAGAAGAAAACUGUGGCGUUGACACAGGGAAGCAGUCCAUUUCUUACGACUUGCACACGGAGCAGUGCAUUGCUGACAAAAGCAUAGCAGAUUGUGUGGAGGCCCUGCUGGGCUGUUAUUUAACCAGCUGUGGCGAGAGGGCUGCUCAGCUUUUCCUCUGUUCACUGGGACUGAAGGUACUCCCAGUCAUCAAAAGGACCAGCCGGGAAAAGGCCCUGUACCCUGCUCAGGAGAACUUCAGCAGCCAACAAAAGAGCCUUUCAGGGAGCUGUGCUGCCGCUGCAGCCAGCCCACGCUCCUCUGCAGGGAAAGACUUGGAGUACGGCUGCCUGAAGAUCCCACCAAGGUGUAUGUUUGACCAUCCAGAUGCAGAGAAAACCCUGAACCACCUGAUUUCUGGGUUUGAAAAUUUUGAGAAGAAAAUCAACUACAGAUUCAAGAAUAAGGCUUACCUUCUGCAGGCUUUUACACAUGCCUCCUACCACUACAACACUAUCACUGAUUGUUACCAGCGCUUAGAAUUCCUGGGAGAUGCGAUUUUGGACUACCUCAUAACCAAGCACCUUUAUGAAGACCCACGGCAGCAUUCCCCAGGGGUCCUGACUGACCUGCGCUCUGCCCUGGUCAACAACACCAUCUUUGCUUCAUUGGCUGUGAAGUAUGACUACCACAAGUACUUUAAAGCUGUCUCUCCCGAGCUCUUCCAUGUCAUUGACGACUUUGUGCAGUUUCAACUUGAGAAGAACGAGAUGCAAGGGAUGGACUCUGAGCUUAGGAGAUCCGAGGAGGAUGAGGAGAAAGAAGAAGAUAUCGAAGUCCCCAAGGCCAUGGGGGACAUUUUUGAGUCUCUCGCUGGUGCCAUUUAUAUGGACAGUGGGAUGUCUCUGGAGGUUGUCUGGCAGGUGUACUACCCAAUGAUGCGGCCGCUAAUAGAAAAAUUUUCUGCAAACGUGCCCCGUUCUCCAGUGAGAGAAUUGCUUGAGAUGGAACCAGAAACUGCCAAGUUUAGCCCAGCAGAGAGAACUUACGAUGGGAAGGUCAGAGUCACCGUGGAAGUGGUGGGAAAGGGGAAAUUUAAAGGUGUCGGCCGGAGUUAUAGGAUCGCAAAGUCUGCUGCAGCAAGAAGAGCCCUCCGCAGCCUCAAAGCUAACCAGCCUCAGGUUCCUAACAGCUGAAGCCUUCAGAUGUGCAGACAGCAAGACGGUGAACCAAAAUCACAGAAACACAUCAAAGGAUGAUUCAGAGUUGACAUGGAGCAGAGUAUUGAAGGCAGAAUUUAAAGUUUGAUAACAAGAUAGAUAACAGAAUAAAACAUUUAAUAUGUGUAUAAACUUUUUGGAACUAAUUGUAGUUUUAGUUUUUUGCGCAAACACAAUCUUGUCUUCUUUCCCCACUUCUGCUCUGUUUAAAUCACAAGAGUGCUUUAAUGCCGGCAUUUAGCAAGUUUUGAAAUCAUUUUGACGUUUUUGUUGUUGUUGUUGUUGUUGUUGUUGUUGUUUUGGUUUUUGCAUUUAAUUUCUGUUGACUUUGCUUGGUGUUAAGAGGCCAUGGAGCUUGACCCUCUAGAAGUCCCUAGAACUGGGUAGAGUCCUCUGGCCUUGCAGUCCCUCAAUACUAGUGCCUAUCCUGCAGCAGUUGUCGAGCCCAGCAGGACAGAAUAGCUGUGACAGAAUCACCAGUGUUGUUGGGUGCAGAGCAGACUCCCGGGCUCUGUUGCACUUAAUAGUAAGGGACAGAUUUGAGUCAGUGUUGGCUGUUGAUGAGUCAAGCCCAGGUUUUCUGAAGCCACAUAGUGCUGCAUAGAGAGGGUUCUUGCCUUAAAAGUAGAGACUUGAUAGUUUUCUUACUUUUUGGUCUUUUGGGAACAGAUUGUUUUGCUUUUCCUUUAUCUUAUUAUGCAUUAGAUGAGAUGGGGUGACACAGCCCACUAGGGUUCUUGCAAUAGAACGAUUGCAGGUAGGAUUUCUGUUACACGUGUAUAUACACUAAAGACAUUCUCAAAGCAGGGUGAGUAGUUUGGAGUUUAAAGCAUCAUUAUAGACAGGGCAUGUGACUAGGUGCCUAGUUUUCCUCAGACCUUCCUGUCAGGUAGUCCUAGUGGUGGAAAUUCUUGCCCAGUUGAUGUUGUUUUAACAAAAGGACCCUGAGAUGCAGUACACCUAGAGAUGCUGCAGGUUUGUAAUGGAGCUGAGCCUCAUUUAGAGUGGCAGAGCAGCACAUCUGCUCCUGUCCAUGUCCCGACUGUGCCUGCAGUGUUGCCAGCAUCACCAAAGCUGUGCCGUUUAUGCUUGGGGUCAGCAUUGAGGUGGACUGCCAGGACUGACACACCUGGGGUGGAGGUCACUAGUUUCGAUAAACUCGGUCAUUAGUUCCAUCUCAGAGUAAAAGGAACUAACGCUUUUUAGGCAUUCCUGGAGCUUCUUGGUAAGGUUGUAGGCACUCUUCACUCACACACCUCAGUUACCCUCCUUUUGCGUGCAUUUUCCCAGUUGGUGCUAUGUUUAUGUAUCAUGCUUGAAGUUUAAUUUUUGCACUGUGACUAUAAUACCUCUUGAUUUCCAUUUUUAAAAUGCUCUAUGGGUUGGUCAUACCCUCCCACUGACAUGGUAGAGGUUUGCUGCAAUUUGCCCUAUUAUGCUUGAAGUUUCAGCAGGCUGAGCCAGGGUGGCUCUUACUUCCACACAUCCUUCUGAGGCUGAUGCUUCAUGUAAUGCUGCACUUAGGUUUAAAUUACUAUUGGUUUUGCUGUGCACCAUCCACCCACGAGAUACCUGUGUAUGUGUGUGUGUGUGUGUGUGAACACACAGAAGCUGUCGGACCCACUUUCUGAGGAACCUCAAGUGAAGGGAAUAGUGAGUUUCUCCAGGAUCAUUUGUUGGCACUAGUCUUAAACUUAAAUUGGGAUUUAAAUUAUUAAGUGAGUUUUUUUGAGGAAAUUAAUUUGGGUGACUUGUUUUAAAUAUUUGAUUCUGAUUGAGAUUGUAGUUAUCGAUUUGAUUUAAAAUACCCCCACUCCCCAUGCAUACACACAAAUCUUAAUGCAAGACAUCAUAGCAAGUUCAAACCAGGUGAUCUUUUGAAUGUUGUAGCUAUAACUUUGACAGUUAGAUAGUAAGGGGGUGGGGCUUGGGGAGGUGGAGUUUGUUGUCCUAUCAUAGUCUCUUGGUAAUUUAUAAACUACCUGAUUCUCUGCAUUGUGACUCAUGAAUUUAUCCCUGUGUCAUGGAAUGCUCUUAUCCUAGCACCAAAAUCAGAUUGUUUCACAGUUCCGAUUCCUGGUGGUAGAAAAAUGCCUCAAUAUAUUUUGUGACCAUAAGCAGAGUAUUUUUUUUUUAAUAUUAAAAAGUUCAGAGUCGGAUAUGAUUAGAUCAUCCAUUCUCAGGGCUCAGACUUCCUCCACUAUUCAGAAUGUUUUAUCAACAGCAAACUUGGGCUGUUUUCCUUUUUUUUUUUUCCUUGUUAGAUGAACGUUAAUAUGACUCACAGUUUGAAGCAUUUUGUGAUUCACCCAGAGACCAAGUUGAAAAAAUAAAAAGUAUGAGUUAGACACAUGAUGAUCAGGAACGCUUCUGGGUUGUGGCGUUUCCCUGGUUGAAAGGCUUUGCAUUUCAGAGAAAAGUCACUCUCACCUGGCUUAAUGACUUAGUGUUCCUCCUCUGCCAGUGUAGCAGAUCUGAGGCGGAGAAGAUGGCCAGUGCCUGGAACAGCUGGUGAGGUCCACUGAGGAGGCAGCUGCAGAAGGUCCUCCUGCUGCUCCUUUGUGGCUUUACAGUCCUAGCCAUGCUACGUCUUACGUGGCUCUGUCCUCUGUUCUGCCCGUGCUGCACAGGCAAGGACAGUGCUCGGUAUGCUCUACCUUCUUCCAGGGUUAAUCUAGAGGAAGGGACAUGGUUGGGCCUUGCUGCAGUUCUGAUUUUCAAAUUUGAGAAGAUACUGUGAUGUCUGCAGCCUUGUCACACAUUUGCACAACUUAGAUAUUAUUACGUCUGUGGCGUUUUCUUUUUCUAUUUGUAAGGUGAAAGCAUGGCAGAAAUUUUUGACUGAACACUUAAUUAUGCUUUUAAAAUGUUUUGGUUACAUUUCUUUUUUUUUUUUUGUAUUAUGUGAAAUGAUUAAAUUUAGAAUGACCUCUAGCUAGCACUCCUAUAAUUAUCCUUUAAAAUACAGAUGUUUGUAUUUUCCUGACAGUCGCCCGCCCUCAGAAAGAUGCAGACGUGCUGUCUAGUUAGCAGGGAUUUGAGGUUGCUUUGUUCUGCUCUUCAGUUCCUGUGUGACUGCAGAGCACCGAGAACAGCCAAAACCCCACAACCACCCGGUUUGCUUGUAGGGGCCUGUUGAUUUCCCUGCUCAGUGAAGGCGUCUAAUCCUUCUGCACAAAGUUAUACUAGCAAACCGAGGCCUUGCACCUUUAUUUCAUGGACCUGAGCUGAGCCUAUAUCCUCGUCCUUAGCUGAUGUCGUGUCUGCAGGGGCACUCGGGUUUUGUGUGUCUCCCCUGUGCUUGAUUUAACGAUGUCCAAGAACCUAUAGUUCCCACCUGCUGAUUACUUUUCUGGAAUUUAAUUAUUUCUCAAUAAAUUUUGUAUUUUAUAUUGUACACCAGACAUUUUAAAGAUAUGUUUAAGACCAAGAAUAGUUAAAAUGAUUGUAAAAGUUGUGUGUCUGGCAUGGAGACCGUGUGCUAUCCACUAGCAGGGAAAAUGAUCACCUCAAACUAACUUGCGUAUAUUAGUUUAAUCAUUAUUUUAUUCUUAUUCAGUUUUCUUUGAAGAACAACCACAGACAGUUUAAAUGUUACAAAUGCCCUCAGAAUUCACCUCAGCUCUGCUGGUUCUGUAGCAAAAGUGCAGAGGUGAAUGGGAAGAACACGGCUGCCUUUGCUGUAAAUAAAGGGAAAUGGCUAAGGUGAAGUCAGACUGACAGUUCUGCUGACAAUAAACCAUGGCCAUCACAUGCUGCAGCUUUUUAAAGACACGUAGUUCAUGCACAUGGCUGUCACUGCAGGUCUGCGGUCAGCACCUUAUGGAUCACAGUUAUCUUUAGUUGUUUGUUUUGUUUUCAUUUUUCUUUUUAAUAAUUGUAGCCAAUAAAGUUAUGGUCUGUUCA